AUGAAAGCUCCCUUGUACACGGAAGAAAGUCAAAUAGGUCUGCACCUGAAUGAAUAUGCUCCUUCAUUUGAUGAUAACACGCGGUGAGUUCAGGGUUUUACAAUCAACUUUUAUAGGCAUUGUGCAUUUAUUUCCCGGACGUCCGUUAUUGUAUUAGAUGUCAAGACCGGAUCCCGGCGUAAUAUAUUCCAACAUCAUACCGCUAUUGUUGGAAUCGAAUGGAAUGGAGAUCACGUAAGUUGAAGAAAAUAAUUUUUUAUUCUCGUUUUAGUUGCUGUCGAUUUCACAGAAAGGAGAAGUCUUUAAAUGGAAUGUGGGAGAGAAUAAACUUGUGGAAACUCGGAAAAUGAAGAUUGAUGGCCGUUUGGUAUAUAUCUAUGUUGUAAAGGGGACGUUGUUCGGCCUUCUAAAUAACAAAUCUGGGGAUAUACUGCUCAAAAUCGAUCUGCAGAAGUUCGAAUGCAAGACAAUAGCAGUUCUGCCUUGCAGAAUCGAAAGGCCCAAGCAAUUGGCAGUCGGAAGUGACUUUCUUGUUUAUUGUUCUGGACGACGAGUUAAUGUUAUCGGUUUUGAUGAUUCAUUUACACCACAAGAAACCGAAUUUUUCUUCGGCCAGCACUUUACGUCCGCGGAGUAUAACAAGGAGAUUGAAUUCAGCUCGAUCAAAGUUGUUGAGGACAAUGUUUUCGCGGUUCUGAAUAUUGGCCGAGUUUAUUCUUGGUGAGUGCCUUAUAUUCUUUGAGCAUUACCCAUUUAGGAACCGGGUGGAUAAAUACGGAUUGACUGCCUCAAAUCGAACUUUCUUCCACUCUCAUAAUUCCGAAGUUAAUAUUGCCGUGACUUCAUUGUUAGCUGUAUUCUGUGGCACUGGGAACUGCCGUGUGGACAAGUGGAAUAUGACGACUUCCGGUAAAGGAAAGUACGAACAAUUUCAUGCCAUGGAAAGGAUGGAUUCGGCAGUGGACAGUCUGUGGCUGAGUCGGGAUGACAGUGUUCUUGUUGCUGUUCUUGCCGACAACUCGUUGGUUGUUCUCAACACGUCUACUCUUGCUGUUAUUUCUCGUCCUCAGACGAUUCAAUGGUCCCCAGAACCUCCUACGGAUUGGAUUGGGCUGAAGACUGACGUGGAACAUCCCAAUUACAUUGUUACGAAUAGCAGACAUGGCUAUGUCCAAUGGAUUGAUCCAGUGAAAUGGAGAACCAUUGCCGAGGUGGGUUCUUAUUUUUUCUGUUUUCAAUCGGUCCUCUUUUACAUCAUAAUUUAUUUUGUUUUUUUAGUUUGAUGUUGCAAAGGAAAACCCUCCCACCAGGGACAGUAUCACUGCACCCCAGUAUGACUGGACCAAUGUCUAUCAGAUCGCGCUUUCUUCUUCAUUGAUUGUCACGUGCCAGUUGCUGAGGCAUAAUGCUGAAAAGGUUUGUACUAUUUACAAGUGGCUAAUUUUUUAGACGAUUUUAAAAUUCUUCACUCGUCUGCCCACCCGAUCAAUCAAUGACAUAAAAUAUUUGAAUUCGAUUGAAUUGUUUUGGAAGGUAAAAUUCCUUAGAUUGAGUCAAGAAGAAGAGAAGCACCAUGCUAAGGACGAGGGAGAAUACGCUAUUGCCGUCGAUUACAAUGGGAAGAUAUUAUCCUUCCAACACGAUCCUACAAGACGGCGAAAAUUCUGUUUAGAUCUGAAAAAACAGGCUUCGUGGAAUAACACAUUAAUAUUCGGUUGUUCUUCUGUAAGAGAAAAUCUUUUUGCCACUGUCAAUGGAAUCGAAGAGAAGGAUACCUUUGUUAUCUUAUGGAAUGGAAAUUAUCUUAACACCGUGGAAUGUUUGGACCAGAUCCCAGGCGUGAAAAGUGUUGCGUGGGCACCUUUAACUCAAAAUCCAAACUUCUUGUUAAUGUCUGGAGAUAUUGGAGUGUUGGCAUUUGACAUUACUAAUCGAACUUUUACCUGGGCCAUACAACAAACUGGUCUCAAUCUGUAUUGUGACAGAUUAGUUUCUUUCGGUUAUAACAAAGAGGACGGUGGGUAUUCGAUUAUUUUGUGGAAAUUCAUCUAUUAAUUAAUCAGCAAACCUCUUUAGUGUUUUGGUUCGAUUCAUCAACUGGCGAUUUGAUAAAGAAGUUGUCAUUCAGCAGCCCUCAAGAACAAAUCGUGGCCACUGGAAGCGAGUCAAACAUAAGGUUUACGGCUUUGAAUUCGCAGGUAUGUUUUCCUCCGAAAUGAAAUCUCUUUAUUUACUUUAAACUUAUACAAUCCUCCAUUUAUUUAGGGUCUGUCGUUAUUGAAAUCCGAGAUUGAAGAGAACCAAUCACUUCGAGAAGUUACUCUCGACUUCAAAAAAACUCCGUUCUCAGCUCUCGCACAACUCGUUCGAUCACAGAGGGUGGAGCAAUAUCCGAACCGACGAAUCAACACAUCAAAGACCUUAUCUGCGCGGAAAUUGCUGGAAGGAACGGCCUAUACCUUGGCACCCCUCACCAAACUCGGCCCCACGUUUGUCGAAAGUUGCCUUCUCCUGAAGUCCUCCAACUAA
This is a messenger RNA of Bursaphelenchus xylophilus (pine wood nematode), 2529 nucleotides long. Lineage: Eukaryota; Metazoa; Nematoda; Chromadorea; Rhabditida; Aphelenchoididae. The record is from the annotation of a GenBank genome assembly.